Syngnathoides biaculeatus (alligator pipefish) is the source of this 1682-nucleotide messenger RNA. It is a transcript of the gene ublcp1, whose product is annotated as ubiquitin-like domain containing CTD phosphatase 1. The coding region runs from base 221 to 1177 and encodes 318 amino acids. Gene Ontology annotation, cellular component: nucleus. Gene Ontology annotation, biological process: protein dephosphorylation. The transcript is spliced from 11 exons. Gene Ontology annotation, molecular function: protein serine/threonine phosphatase activity; protein binding. Lineage: Eukaryota; Metazoa; Chordata; Actinopteri; Syngnathiformes; Syngnathidae. The record is from RefSeq and is a predicted model, not a curated record.
GCCCUGACGACGAGGCUUUGUUGCUACGUCACUACCGGCAGGAGGCGCUCCGGAGCCUCGCUUUGCUCUCUUUUCGCUCACAUUCUUGCCUCCCGCGUCGUUGUACGAAGAAGGAAAAAAGCGGUCGGACUCUGAGCCGGAAGUCGCCACGGCCGCGUUCGUCCCCGCGUCUCAUGGUAGCGUCACACGCUCGCUCGCUCCGUCAGUGCGUGUGAGGAGCAUGUCCGUGUCCGUGAUCAUCAAGUGGGGCGGCCACGAGUACGCCAUCACGUCCCUGUGCGAGGAGGACACCGUCAUGGACCUCAAACAGUCUAUCAAGACCCUGACCGGCGUGUUGCCCGAGAGACAGAAGCUGCUGGGACUCAAGGUCAAAGGAAAGGCGGCGGAGGACCAAGUCAAGCUGGGCUCGCUCAAGCUGAAGCCCAACACCAAGAUCAUGAUGAUGGGCACCAGGGAGGAGGGCCUGGAGGAGGUUUUAGCCCCCCCUCCCGAGAACGACGACGUGGUCAACGACUUUGACAUCGAGGAGGAGGUCGUCGAAGUGGAGAACAGGGAGGAGAACCUGGCGAAGAUCGCUCGGCGCGUCAAGGACUACAAAGUGGAGGAGAUGAACUCCCCCAGGGAAGGAAAAAGACUUCUGGUCCUGGACGUGGACUACACUUUGUUUGACCACAAGUCGUGCGCGGAAACCGGUCAGGAGCUGAUGAGGCCGUACCUGCACGAGUUCCUGGCGUCGGCGUACGAGGAUUACGACAUCGUCAUCUGGUCUGCCACCAGCAUGAAGUGGAUCGACGCCAAAAUGAAGGAGCUGGGCGUGAUCGACAACCCCAACUACAAGAUCAUGUUCAUGCUGGACAGCGCCGCCAUGAUCACCGUGCACACGCCCAAAAGGGGCGUCGUCGAGGUGAAGCCGCUGGGCGUGAUCUGGGGCAAGUACGAGCGCUUCUACAGCAGGAAGAACACCAUCAUGUUCGACGACAUUGGGCGCAACUUCCUGAUGAACCCGCAGAACGGACUCAAGAUCCGACCCUUCACGAAGGCCCACGUGAACCGCGAGAAGGACCGCGAGCUCCAGAAGCUGAGCGAGUACCUGAAGGAGAUCGCAGCCCUCGACGACUUCACCGCGCUCAACCACAAACACUGGGAGAAGUACCUGUCCAAGAGACAGCAACACUGACCACAAAGUACGCGAGACCACGACGGCACACCGGAAGAACGUAGAUCCCGCAGACGAGCUCCGCCCACUCCACGCCGACGACCGCCACCGUGGGCGUGCACGUCGCCAGUCUCCGCUCGCCACGCCGGUGCUUCCUGCCACAACACCCGAAGAAAAACAGCAACCGCAGUGUAGCAACAUCAACACAAAAAAAAUGAAAAGUGUUUGUGCGGCGACACAAGAACAGAAAAAAAAACGACGUCAUGUAGCCAACACGAUCGCGCGGCGUAAAAUUCUGAAUUGCAAAAGGUGAAAAACAUCUUUAGAGAAGAUGAAAAUAUAGCAGCGUGCAUGUCGUCAUGGAAACAGCUGGAGGAGUGUUUGUGCGUCUGGAAAUGGUUAGCAGAGCGAUUGUUGUUGUUGUUGUUUGGGUGAGGAGACGGCAUUUUCAAACAUUUGGCAUGUGCAAGUCUGACCCGAGUUAAUAAAAACAUUUUUUUUUGUACCCAAACUCUGCCUGCUUAAU